This is a messenger RNA of Mesorhabditis spiculigera, 1965 nucleotides long. Lineage: Eukaryota; Metazoa; Nematoda; Chromadorea; Rhabditida; Rhabditidae. The record is from the annotation of a GenBank genome assembly.
AUGGUGAUCAACGCCGGUGGCUUGCCUCCAACUCCGAGCAGCUCGGAUAUCAAGGAAGAAGUGCCGAAAGAGAAAGCCCAGUAUACGAUGCACGGAGUUUUACACUUUCUACAACACGAAUGGGGACAAUAUGAGAUGGAGCGGGCGAAAUGGGAGAUGGAGCGCUCCGAGUUGCAUGCAAGGAUCAGCUUUCUGCAAGGCGAACGGAAGGGACAGGACAAUCUCAAACACGAUUUGAUCAGACGUGUGAAGAUGCUUGAAUAUUGUUUAAAACAAGAGAGGCUGAAGUUGUACCGACUGACGCACAACGGAGAGGAGCCUGCCGACUUCGACUUUUACAAGAAGUGUCCAGAGCGAACCGUUAAUGACGAUGAGAAUAUGUCGGAUACGAUUGGGGCAAAUGUGCUUCCUUUCCAUAAAGGACGUGUAUUGCUCAGACAAUAUCUCAAUGAAAUCGGCUACUCUGAGGCCGUGGUCGAUGUGCGCACUUUCCGCACAAAAUCUCUGGCUGAAAUGGUGGAAGACGGUUCUGAAGACGAUGUGAAAGCUAAAAAAGAGCGUAUGGACAGUAGUCUUGAUGAUGGCCGUCGUAACGAUCUGGACAUGGACGCAGCUGAUGCACUGGGAGAAUUCGACUUCCUUAAUGGUGGAGACACGAACAAUGGUGGCACAGGAAUUGGUGAUAAUUGGCACAACAUUCACGCGGAUCGUAUCGAGGCAUUGAAGGAACGCUAUAAGCAAGAGAAGAGACUGCGUAACCCGGCCUACCAAGAAGAGGAAUCACCUUUUCAGAACUCUCAAGACAAAGACGACCGAGGUAACAAUAGCGGGUUUCCAAAGCUCGGCGAACCAAGUAGCAAGCGCGGCGAAUACAUGGACAUUACUGAUGCUCUAGGGAUUGCUGAUGAUUCUAUAGAUAUUAAAGAUAAUUUUGCGAACGAUGAGGAGGAGAAUGUGCGUGAAACUCCAAAAUGGAAUCUUUGUCUCACACUUCGUUCUCAUCUGGAUUCUGUCCGCGCAAUGCAGUUUCAUCCUGUUGAGCCUACAGUGUUUACUGUGUCGGAAGAUGGCACUUGUAAAAUGUGGAACUUGGAAGUGAAGAAUAAGGAAAUCAGUGAAUGUGAGCCCCUCUACACAUUCCGAGGACACGAAGGCCCCAUUGUCUGCAUGGAUUUAUCACCAACUGGCGAAGUAGUCUACACGGCUGGCCAUGAUGCUACCAUCUGCUGUUGGCGACCCCCGUCAAAGAAGCGAGAGAUCUAUGACAGAUUUGAUUCCGAAGUGCUACUUGACCGUUUGGAAGGACACACCGACGUUAUUUGGGAUCUUGCUUACCAUUCAUCGGACAAUCGCCUGGUCUCGGCAUCGGCUGAUCAGACCAUUCGGUUUUGGGAGCCAGCCAGCAUGUGCGACACGACGUUGUUGGCGACCUGGAGAGGAUGGGAAGAAGGAAGUACCCCAACCUCUGUCGAUUUUGUUUCCACGGAACCGACUCAACUACUGGCUGGUUUCUCUAACAACAUUGCCGGUAUUCUUGAUGUGGAGACGGGCGAGAAUGUUGUUCGCUUUAAAUUCGACGAAACUGGCCCCGGUUUGAACGUGAACAAAAUAAUUUCCCAUCCAACAAUGCCUACUGCAAUCACCGCUGGGAAUGAUCGAAAAAUUCGCUAUUUCGACAAUCGCACUGGUGAGCUGAUCCAUUCGGCUGUUGGGCAUGUUGAAUCGAUUUCUUCAUUGGCUGUCGAUCCUAAUGGUCUAUAUUUGCUGUCCGGCAGUCAUGAUGGCUCACUACGUGUUUGGGAUCUGGAAAAACGCGUUUGCCUCCAGGAGAUUGCCGCUCAUCGGAAGAAGUUUGAUGCCGCUGUCAACUCUAUAGCGUUCCAUCCGUCUCGUCCAUUAAUCGGUUCCGCAGGAGCAGACAGUCUUGGAAAGGUCUUUUCGGGGCACCCCGAUUUAACACUGGGA